CUGAUGCCUCUGUGUCAGGCAAGCAUGAAGUUGGUUGCUGUAACUUUCUGUGUCGUCUGCUUUCAGUUUGAAGCCCUGUAUGGAGUUGAUAUCUGCUCAUCAAGACCAUGCAAAAAUAUAGAUCAGCCACAUGUCUCUGAGCCCCAGGUAAUGGUGGAAUUUGAAAAUGGAAACUUCAAGUUCACAUUCCCCAACCCCAAAAAUGUGAGUGAGUUCAGCAUGACCCUCUUCAAAGGGCAUGAAAAGAAGGAGAUCUGUGCACUCCAUUUGAGCGAGGAGAAAGUUAUCCCCAAGAGUAAUGUCAGCUACUGUCAGACAGAGCAUUCAAAUAGCAGCACGACUUUCAUUCUUAGAAAUCUGGAAAGAAAGCAUAUUGACAUUUACACCUACUGCCUGGAGAUGUUCUUACCCCCUCCUUAUAUAGAUUGCCGGCUGAAAGAAACCUAUUUGUACAUCCAAGAUAAGGAAGACUGCAUUUCACUGGGAUUCAUGUCAUGGAUAAUUAUUGGCCUGAUCAUGUUUGCCAUGAUUACCUGUGUCUGCUGUAUUGUCGCCUGUUGCUUAAGAAACAAGAAUCAGCAGUGUGAAUCCAAUUCCCAUGAGUACAACAGUGAAUACAUGCCCAUGGCAGCAGUGAAUGCAGCUAAAAAACCAAGAAUCUGACUGAGGUACAAGUUGCUUGUGGCAUAGAAAUUCUGGCAGCAGAGAUUUCCAGUUACUUGAACCUGGACAACGGGAAAUCAGCAUUUCCUCACCUUUCCCAGCCUCCCUGAGUUCUGUGAUGAUCCUGUGCUCAGCCAUGAGACCCCCCACCACUAGUACUGUUCUGAGCGGUAUUUUGCUCUAGCCUUGUGUGUUAACUGGCACACUGCCUGAUCCACUGACUUAACCAUGAAGUGCUAACAUUGUGUUAAAGAUAUCAGCUUUUAGUUGAAGAAAAUGUAGUGAGUUUGCUUGAGAGUAGAUUCUUGUAGUGCUGCUACAGAGGGUACUUUUAUUUUCUACAGUCUCCUUUAAGAUAAACUUUCCACUGGGGACAAAAAAAGACUACCUCCAAUGCCAAUCCUUGUGGUACAGCCAUGAAGCACUGCUGAUGUAUUGCACAUGCCCUUUUGUUAGGGCUAGUUUAGCCUGAUGUUACCAAUUCAUCCUCAGACUCACAGUCAAACUUCUUAGCACCACACUAGGAGAGUAUGGUGUGCACACAUGCUCUCCUGCACCAAGCUGUGUGACAGCAGAGGAACAAAACCUGGGAGGGCACAGCAGAAACUUCACUGUGACACAAUACCUCAGGUAUGCACAUCUGCAUUUUUCGUAUUUGUGCUGUCAAUAUAUCUUUGCUAUUCAUACCUUGGGGCUCCUCUUAUUUAACUAAAUUCUGAAUUAUUUUCCUAACAGAGGAAUAUAUUACUUUCAAGACUGCAAUUGUUCUUUAAAUCAGUUCAAACCUGCAGGAUCAGUCCCUAAACUGGGAGGCAUGAUCUCUCCUAUUCACACGUCUUGCAGCACAAAUACAACACGGUCCAUAAGGCCAGCGUAUUCACGGACUCUGCAUUGCAAUUAUCUUCCUCUUGUGGUUUGACACGAAACCUUUACCACUUCCCCAGUGGGUUCAGGGUUUAUUUGACCUGCCUCAAAUUGCUCAGAGCCUUUAGUACGAAUGAAAUGAUCAACCCUUCAUGCUCCUUGUGAAAACCAUCAAAACUCUGACCAUAAAUGACCAACUGGGAAUCCAGCCUUGGAUAUGUUGCCAGACACCAUUUGGCUGCUGGAUGCAGAGCAGUGCAUUGAUUCUGGGUCUCUGUGAUUCAUUGAAAAAAACGCAUUGGUCAGAGAACACUAUUGUGAAAGAUACAUAGCCUGCUUGUCUCGGCAAACAGAAGGCUGGUUUCAAUUUUGAUAGGGCAAACAGGGACUGUCAGGCACGAAGAGGACAUAAGAUGGUAUGUCAAGAACAGGGUUUUCCUCAACAAACACCUAAAUACAUAGAGGUAUUUCAGAGAGAAAAUGAAAAUUGUUAACAGUGACAUUAAGCAAAGGGGAAAUGAAUAAAACAUUGAAUGAAGUCGGGACUGCCAGUUUCACAGCAGGUACCCUGCUUAGAUAACCAGUUCCUAGGAAGAGAUGUAGAGGGGCACCCUGGUGUGUUGGGUAACAUUACAUUCUUUCCUGUCGUUCUGUCACAUAACCUUUGACAAAUUUCUUGACCUCCUCAGCAAACAAAACUCUCCUCUGUACGUCCACAAAUACGCAGGUUUCACCAUUUCAAAAAAUACUGGUGAAAAUAUUGCCUUUGAAAAUUAUUGCGUUUGAAAAUUAUUGGUGAAAAUAGCUAACUUUGACUGCCUAUGAGAAAUGCUGGACGCAAGAUCCUAUGCAACAGUGGAGAGUCCUAUCCCCUGGAACCUUUCACCAGCAUGAGAAGGAAACUGAAGGAAUAAAGACCUUCUUAAAGAAGGAAAAACUUGAGGUUUGCCUUGAGAUGCUGCUGGAUCUCAAGGACCAUUGAUGGAAGGACAAAUGUCAAAGGACAAGGGAUAGAAGUCUGGACAAGGUAGUUCAAAAUACAUACGUUCUACUCUGGAGAGAUAAAUGAUUUGCACUCAUUGUAAUAAAGCUUUUGGAAGUCUUGGGUUCCAUCACUGGUUCCUUUUUGGAAAAAGAUUUUUAUUCUUAAUAAAACAUUUUUUUUUAUUGUG
This is a messenger RNA of Tyto alba (common barn owl), 2699 nucleotides long. RefSeq names its product inducible T-cell costimulator. Lineage: Eukaryota; Metazoa; Chordata; Aves; Strigiformes; Tytonidae. The record is from RefSeq and is a predicted model, not a curated record. Bases 4 to 663 code for a protein of 219 amino acids. The transcript has 6 exons. Gene Ontology annotation, biological process: T cell costimulation; cell-cell adhesion; T cell tolerance induction.